Messenger RNA from Ceutorhynchus assimilis (cabbage seed weevil), 1509 nucleotides. NCBI's taxonomy places the organism in Eukaryota, Metazoa, Arthropoda, Insecta, Coleoptera, Curculionidae. The record is from the annotation of a GenBank genome assembly.
AUGCCUCCCCCGGAUGGGGAGGGCGUGGAAGGGACGUUAAAUAAUGCCCUAAAUGAGUCUGGUGGUAGUGACAAUACAAUGGAAAUAUCCGAAAAUUACGGAAAUAAUGUUUCACCAACAAAACAACCAGAUAACGAUCAACCCAAAAAAAUGUUUAAUAUAUUUUCGGAUAAGUACAAUAUUAAAUUUAUUUACGUUAUGAUAGAAAGCACUGAGUCAGAAAACUUUGGUAGAAUACAUCCUUUAAAAGUAGGACAUAUUUUACAUAAAAAAUUAUUCUUAAAAAAUUUUAUUGAAAUCAAAAGUAUGGGUAAAAACAGGGUUAGAGUACAGCUUCACUCAUUAAAGGAUGCUAAUGACUUAUUAAAUAAUAGUGCCUUAAAAGCAGAAAAAUUGCGAGCCUUUAUUCCCAAUCAUAUACUCGAAUCCAAAGGUAUUAAAAGGGGUGUCGAUACAUUUUUUAGUGAAGAAUAUAUUUCAACUAAUAUUAAAUCAUCUUCUCGCUUAAUUAGUGUCAAACGUAUGGAAAAAAAUGUAACCGAUAAAGAUGGGCAGUCAAUAAAAGUCAAAAAACAAAUGGUUCUUUUAACCUUUGAAGGUAAUUUACUACCAAAUGAUGUAAAAAAUAGCGUGUCAUUUCCAGUUGAAAGAUUUUAUGGUAGGGCUGCUCAGUGCUUCAAGUGUCUUAAAUUUGGUCAUAUAUCAAAACAAUGUCGAGCUAAAGACUCAUUGUGUAUAUCCUGUGGUCAAAUGGUAAUCGAAAAUACAGUUCAUAACUGUGAUACAGCAGAUGUUUUCUGCAUACACUGCCAAGUACGAAACUCUCACAAAUCUGUCUCUCCAAAAUGCCCCUAUUUUAAAAAACAACAAAAGAUCAGAACAAUCAUGGUGGAUAACAACAUUACUUUUACCGAAGCUGAGAAGCUUUGUGAAAACUCUUUUGCAACUGUUACUACUAGUAACAGAUUUAAUAAUUUGGAAAAUCUAAGUGACUAUCACACUAAUUUUCCCCCUUUAAGCAAUAAAUUUACAAAAAGCAGUUUAAGUCAACCUAAUCCCUCACAGAGGCGUUCACUACCAGCAAAUAUCCUGUCACAUUCACAACCAUCUACAUCUUCCUGUACAAAUAUAAACAAAAAACGAAAAAUUAUUAUUUUAAAUUCUCCAGAACCUAUGUUUCCCUUUACUUUUGGUCCCUCUACCCCCUUAGCAGCGAAUACACUUAGUAAUCAAGAUAUUUUAGAAAAGGAAAAAAAUAAUCUUAUAAAUAGUAUAUCAGGUUAUGUAAUAAGUUUACUUGGAAAAAUUAAAACAAUAGAAGAUAUUAAAAAUAUUAAAUUAGAUAGCCUUAAAAAAGAAAUGGUUGAACUUAUUAUGAUGAUGGCCACUGUCGUACAUCAUUCGUAUCAUCUGUACGAAUAUUGUACGACAGUGGCUCUAAUAAUGAAUGAUAAAUGGUGUCCAAGAAAAAAACAAGUCCACUUUGUUCAAAGAUUCGAGAGGGGAUAA